Messenger RNA from Thalassophryne amazonica, 1732 nucleotides. RefSeq names its product gamma-aminobutyric acid receptor subunit rho-3-like. The record is from RefSeq and is a predicted model, not a curated record. Bases 291 to 1709 code for a protein of 472 amino acids. Gene Ontology annotation, biological process: nervous system process; regulation of membrane potential; monoatomic ion transmembrane transport. Lineage: Eukaryota; Metazoa; Chordata; Actinopteri; Batrachoidiformes; Batrachoididae. The transcript is spliced from 9 exons. Gene Ontology annotation, molecular function: neurotransmitter receptor activity; extracellular ligand-gated monoatomic ion channel activity; GABA-A receptor activity. Gene Ontology annotation, cellular component: neuron projection; synapse; membrane.
UUAUAGGAAUAAAUUGAUAUUUGGUUUUAAAUCAGAGGGUGGAGACAGUGAGGGCAACACGUCCCAUCAGCAGAGGAAUGGCACAGUGACACUCAGUCUGUGAGCCGCAGCUGAGUAGAGGAUAUUCACCAUGUCACAGGAGAGUGCUGGAUAGCUCGGAGUGAGUGCCGCUGGGGCAUGGAUGUGCCAUUAGAUGACGGGAACAGCUGUAUUAUCUCCUCCCGAGUGAGAAGGCGACGCAGCAGGAGGAACCUCUAGGUUCCUCGCAUCUCUCCAGCCCAGGCUCAACCAUGAACGUGACCCUGCUGGCCUUCAGACUGAUGUGCUUGGUGUGGUUGUGGCCUGUCGCGCAACUCAACAGCAGCCACUUCCCAAACAAGAAGAGACACAAGGACCUGUAUCCUGGAGAAAACAGCAAACAGAAGCACAGAGGACGGGUGGAUAUUAAGAUGAAAAAGAUGGACAGCACAAAGUCUCUGCUAAUUAAAUCUGAGCAGCUGCUUCGGAUCGAGGACCAUGACUUUGCAAUGCGGCCGGGCUUUGGAGGUUCAGCUGUUCCUGUAGGCAUCGACGUCCAGGUGGAAAGUAUCGACAGCAUAUCUGAAGUAAACAUGGACUUCACUAUGACUUUGUACCUGAGGCACUACUGGCAGGACGCCCGCCUCGGCUUUCCCUCCAGCAACAACAAGAGCCGCACCUUCGACUCGCGGCUUGUGAGAAAGAUCUGGGUUCCUGAUGUGUUUUUUGUCCACUCUAAACGCUCAUUUAUCCAUGACACAACCACGGAUAACAUCAUGUUAAGGGUUUAUCCUGAUGGCAAUAUUCUGUACAGUGUCAGGAUCACUGUGACUGCACUUUGUUCGAUGGACUUCAGUAGUUUCCCUCUGGACACACAGAAUUGCUCUUUGGAGCUGGAGAGCUAUGCUUACAAUGAGAAAGAUCUGAUGCUCUACUGGAAGAAUGGGAACGAUUCAUUGCGGACUGAUGAGAUUGUGCUCUCUCAGUUUUUUGUCGAAGACUUCCAGCCUUCUUUCGGACUUGCCUUCUACAGCAGUACUGGAUGGUACAAUCGACUUUACAUAAACUUCAUCCUCAGAAGGCACAUCUUCUUCUUCAUGCUGCAGACGUACUUUCCCACCAUGCUGAUGGUGAUGCUGUCCUGGGUGUCCUUCUGGAUCGACAGGAGAGCCGUGCCAGCUCGCGUCUCUUUGGGCAUCACCACAGUUUUGACAAUGUCCACCAUCAUCACUGGUGUCUCGGCGUCCAUGCCACAGGUGUCUUACGUUAAAGCUGUGGACAUCUACCUGUGGGCUAGCUUCCUCUUCGUUUUUCUGUCUGUCAUCGAGUACGCUGCCGUCAACUAUUUCACCACCAUAGAGGAGAUGAAGAAGCUCAAGAGGGCCAAGAUCCCCGCCUCCUACAACCCGGCCGAGGCCAUGGCCUUCGAUGGCUGCUUCCACGACAAUGACAUUGACCUGGCUUCUUUUCCAGAGGCUUCCACCCCAAACACAGAGCGGAACACCCAGUCCCGGAACUCCACUGCUGACUCUGCCCCCUCAGAAGGGACCAGGCUGCGCUGCAAGCACCCUUUGAAGCGGAAUCUCCGUUUCAUCAGGAGCAACAGCUACAUGAUUGAUUCAUACUCCAGAGUCAUAUUUCCCCUGACUUACUUGUUGUUCAACAUCAUUUACUGGAGUAUGUACGCAUGAAAUGUUUAAACAUUUAUUUUUCA